AUGGCUUCUUCUGAGUUAGACUCGAAACGAUGGAAAAGAGAAAUUCGAGUAGUAAGUUUUUCGUUGGGUAUGGGAAUGAUUCUGCUGAGUCUGAUUCUGUAUAUUCGUAGAAGAAAGAAGAGUAACCAAAGGCUGAGAGGAGGUGGACUUGGACGCAUCUUUGCAGACAAUCACAAUGAUGAAAGCCAUAAGAAAGACAUAGAGCUGCCACUAAGUCUGGACUUGAUUUUAUUUGAUCCAGUGAAAAGUGCAGUUCUUGAUUGGCCGAAGCGCUUCCACAUUAUUAAUGGCAUUGCCAGGGGCCUUAUGUAUCUCCAUCAAGAUUCACGUCUCAGAAUCAUCCAUAGAGACCUCAAAGCCAGUAAUAUUUUGUUAGAUUCUGACAUGAACCCAAAGAUAUCAGAUUUUGGCUUGGCUAGAAGUUUUGGAGGAAAUGAGACUGGAGCUAACACCAGCCGAGUAGUUGGAACAUAUGGAUACAUGUCACCGGAAUAUGCAGCAGACGGACUUUUCUCAGUAAAAUCAGAUGUAUUUAGCUUUGGUGUUCUAGUGCUUGAGAUAGUGAGUGGCAGAAGAAACAGAGGAUUUUCUCACACAGAUCACCACUACAACCUUCUUGGACAUGCAUGGAGGCUUUAUAAAGAAGGUCGGUCUUUGGAACUAGUCCAAGCAUACCUUGGUGUCUCGGGCAAUUUAUCAGAAGUUUUGCGAUUAAUUCAUGUGGGAUUGUUAUGCGUUCAACAAUGUCCAGAAGAUAGGCCAAACAUGUCUUCAGUAGUGCUAAUGUUGGGAAAUGACGGUGUAUUGCCCCAUGCUAAAAAGCCUGGUUUUUUCACGGAAAGAGAUUUGUUUACUGCUGAAAGUUCAACCAGGACAAAUGCCGCAAGUUCAAUAAAUGAAGUGACCAUUACCCUUCUAGAAGCACGAUAA
Messenger RNA from Fraxinus pennsylvanica, 930 nucleotides. The record is from the annotation of a GenBank genome assembly. NCBI's taxonomy places the organism in Eukaryota, Viridiplantae, Streptophyta, Magnoliopsida, Lamiales, Oleaceae.